AUAGAUUACCCAAUAAAAAAAGUUCAAAAAGAAAAAGAAAAUAAAAAGUUUCGACUAACCUAGCUACCAGUUUACCAUUAAAAUGUUGUGAAGAUUCAAACUUCCAUUGGUGGGGGGGGGUGACUUCCAUGCCGUUCUCCGAUUCUGGUUUCUUUACUCCUAUCAUAUCAGUUCAGGAUAUGUUUUGCUGAAGGAAUUUGAAGUUUUAUGAACAAAGAAAUUCAUACGUUGGCAGUCUUUGUAUUUUCUAUGAGGUAGAAGAGAAUGGCUUAAGUAGGCGAUCGAAUGGAGAGAGUGAAUAUGGCAGACGCGCUUGUUUCAGUUGUUGUGAAUAUCAUCUUAGACAACUUGAACUCCUUGUUCCUGGAGGAGAUGGGACUUGCUGGGAGCCUCAAAAAAGAACUUCAGAGCCUGGAAAGUACUCUUACUACAAUCCAAGCUGUGCUCCAUGAUGCCGAGGAGAAGCAGUGGAAGAGUGAAGCUAUCAAGAAUUGGCUUGGAAAACUUAAACAAGCAGCUUAUGAUCUGGAAGAUGUGCUUGAUGACUUCAAAACUGAAGCUCAGAGGCGUAGAAGUAAGGUAUCUACUUUCUUUUCUCUUCAGAACCCUCUUGUGUUUUGCCUAAAUAUGGCACGUAAAUUUAAGAAUGCAAGAGAGAAAUUAGAUGCCAUUGCUGAGGAGAAAAGCAAGUUUCACUUGAGAGAGUGUGUGGCAGAAGCUGCAAUUGAAUGGAAUGAGGACAGGCAAACCAGCUUCCUUGUGAAAGAAUCGGAAAUACUAGGCAGAGCAGAUGAGAAGGAAAAGAUAGUUAGUAUGUUGGUUAGCAAUGCGAGUCAUCAUGAUGACCUCUCUGUUUAUGCAAUAUGUGGCAUGGGAGGUCUUGGAAAGACCACACUUGCCCAAUUGGUUUACAAUGACAAAAAUGUGGCAAAAGCCUUUGAUUUGAGAGCUUGGGUGUGCGUAUCUGAUGAUUUUGAUAUAAAAAGGUUGACUAAAGCUAUCUUGGAAUCCAUUGAAGGGAAGUCAUGCGAUAUCCAAGAGCUAGAUCCCCUGCAGCGGCGCUUAGUAGGGAUGUUUGUUGGGAAACGAUUUUUGCUUGUUUUGGAUGAUGUGUGGAAUGAAUACCAUGACAAGUGGGAUAGACUGAAGCAAGCGCUACAGUGUGGAGCAAGAAGAAGUACAGUCAUUGUCACUACUCGACUUGAGAAAGUUGCUCUUAUGAUGGCUACAAUUCCUUUCUAUCGCUUGGGAUGUUUGUCAGAUGAUGAUUCUUGGUCCUUAUUCAAGCAAAGAGCCUUUGGGAUGGGAAUAAAAGAAGGCAAUGUGAACCUGGACGCAACUGGGAGGCAGAUACUACAGAGAUGUGGAGGGGUACCAUUGGCAAUUACGGCCAUAGGAAGCAUACUGUGUUCCAAAAGUCUAGAAAGUGAAUGGUUACGUGUCAAAGAUAGCGAGAUAUGGGCUUUGGAGGAUGAGGGAAAAAGAAUCUUGGCUGUGUUGAUGUUGAGUUAUGAGCAUCUUCCACCAUAUAUGAAACAAUGUUUUUCAUUUUGCUCAAUAUUUCCCAAAGAUUCUGUCAUGGUAAAGGACGAGCUGAUAGGACUAUGGAUGGCAAAUGGAUUUAUUCCUUCUCGAAGACUGUUGGAUUUGCAUGAUACCGGUUGUGAAAUAUUCUCUGAAUUGACUCGGAGGUCCUUUCUCCAAGAGAUCAAAGAGGAUGUUGAUGGAACUGUUACAUGUAAAAUGCAUGAUUUAAUCCAUGACAUUGCAACAACAAUUAUGGGACAUGAAUGCUGUGUGAUUGAGCCCAAUGAGAGGUUGAAAAUACCAAAAACUGCACGUCACUUGUUUGUUCAUAAUAGCAGUUCAUCAACAAACAUUAUGGACCUGUCCAAGUUGCAACCGUUGCAUUCUUUGAUCCUAGGCAAUGAGAUCAGCUUUUGUGGUAUUUAUAACCUCUCUAAUCCUGCCCAGUUCAUCAGUAAACAAAAAAAUCUGAAGGUGUUGGAUUUUGGUUAUUCUUUUAGCAAUACUGCAUUUAAAAGUUUGAAACAGCUGAGAUACCUAUGCCUUCAUGAUGGUAAUAUGAAAACUCUACCUGAAUCAACAAUCUCCCUUUAUAACUUGCAGACACUAAAUCUUCAGUAUUGUCACAGCCUUGAAAUGUUACCUAAAGAUACGAGGCACUUGAAAAAUCUGAAGUAUUUGGACCUCAGAAGUUGCUCUUCACUAACUUCUAUGCCUGUUGGAUUGGGACAAUUGUCAUGCUUGCGCAAGCUCAGCAUGUUUGUUGUGGGAAAGGACAUUGGUUGCGGUGGCAUUGAUGAGUUGAAAGAGUUGGCCCUAGUGGGGGAAUUGAGCAUCACAGGACUUCACAACAUAAAGAGUUUAACAGAAGCUAAAAAUGCCAAUUUGAAAAAGAAGCAAAAUUUAAGUUCAUUAAGCUUAUCUUGGCAAGUAGAGAGCUUGGAAACCUCUCAUCAUCAACAUAGAAAUGAUGAAGAGAUUCUUAAUGUUCUCCAACCUCAUUCUAGCUUGAAGAAGUUAUGCAUAUUUGGUUACCAAGGUGAUAGGUUUCCAUAUUGGAUGAUGGAUCUGCUUCGACCAAACCUUGUUGAAAUCUCACUUGAAGAUUGUGAAAUAUGCGAUCAACUUCCACCUCUAGGGAAAAUUGCGCUUCCUUAAGGUCCUUACUAUUAAGGUAAUGGGUGCUCUGAAGUAUAUUGACAGCAACUUCUAUGGGGAUAUGGAAAGUUCUUUUCCAUCACUGAAGGUUCUCGAAAUAGGUAUGGCACCAUGUUUGGAGGAAUGGACAACUGUGAAUGGUAGAGAACAGUUUCCUCUCUUAAGAUCGUUAACUAUCAAAUGUUGUCCCAAGUUGGUUAAGAUGCCAAUGCUUCAAUCUCUAAAAAAGCUAGAAAUUGGAGGAAUUAAUGUUACUUUACUUAAAUCUUUGAUGAUGAAUGCCACUAUUCUUACAUCUCUCUGGAUUAAUGAAGUUGAUGAGUUAACAGAUUUACCGGAUGGACUAUUGCAAAAUCAGAAGCACCUUGACAGCUUGACGAUUGUGUCAAGUACUCUAAAGUCUUUAUCUGAUAUGCUGGAUAAUCUAUCCACCCUUGAACACUUGGAACUUGAAAGUUGCUUACAACUUGAAAGCUUGCCUGCAGGACUACAAAAUAUCAGCUCUUUAAAAACUUUGGAUUUAAGUCAAUGUGACAGCCUUGUAUCCCUUCCAGCAAAUGGAUUGCAAGGCUUAUUGUCUUUGUCUUCAUUGAGGAUUCAAAAUUGUAAGAAAUUAGCCUCUUUAUCUGAGGGGGUGCUAUAUCUGACUUCACUCCGAAACUUGCUUAUCAAUGGAUGUCCAGAGUUAACCUCAUUGCCAGAGAGUAUCCGACAUCUGUCUUCUCUUCGAUCUCUGCGUAUUUGGAGUUGUGUGAGAUUAAUUUCUCUUCCGAAUGAGAUACAACACCUCAACUUGCUUUCGCAAUUGGAGAUUAAGUAUUGCUGUAAUUUAACGUCAUUGCCCCAAGGGGUAUGGAGCCUCACGGCACUGGAAACGCUGGAGAUUGAAGGAUGCCCUCAUCUGAAAAGGCAAUGUAAGAAAGAGAGGAGAGGAUUGACCCAACAUAACCCACAUUCCGUUCAUUGAAGUUAUGUCUAAAGAAGAAUGCUUUGGAACCUGUCUAUCGGCUAUCUCUUAAGUCUUGCAAUUAUCAAAUAACAUUCAAGAAUUAUGAGAAAGGAUUUUAGCAUUGCACUUUUGUGAAUAAGACAUCUGCAAUAUCAUUCAUUCAUCCAUUUCUGUUAAUAAUGUUCCCUACUAUCCAGAGUUCAUUGGACAUUCGCAAAUGGUUUGAUUUGAUGAAUUUAGGAUUUGGUUGUCUAAAUACAUUCACUGGAUGGGUGAUUGGACAUGUUACCUCUCAAGAAAGUUCUGAAAGCUCAGUUCUGCUAUUUGAGAAAAGACCAUUGCAUUAAGUUGAUAGAGCAAUUUCUAUCCUAUAAGACCAGUACAGAAUAAAUUGAUGUCAAAUAAUUUUACUUCUAAAUUCUUAUGCUCAUCAAAUACUGUUUUGUUCAACUUCGUUUCAGGAUAUCAAUCAUAUAGCAGAGCACAUUUCUUGGGUUAAAAUGCCGGAUUGACUUAAUUAGAAAAAGCCCUUAUUGAAAAAAUUAACAAUCAAUUAAGGACUCUAUAAAUCAAUAUGAUUUAUAUGGUUGAUAAGAAUUAUAUAGUAAGGCUUGUUAGAAUUAUUAUUACCAAUUUUGAUGCAUCAGUUUUGGUUUGUUCAAUUGUAAUCUUUUUUUGGAGCUUUUUAGCAUUAAAUUUUGUUUUUCUUCUUGAUUUUUAACAGUCAGAACAUGGCGCUUUAGGCUACUUCUGAUUUUUUCUGUAUUAUAUUCAUUCCAUGCCUAGAACUGCAACCUUGAGUGGUGGUUUAAUUUGAUGUCUUUGCCUUCACGGGUAAGCAGCCUCACAGCACUGAAAACGCUAAGGAUGGCUGCAUCUAAAAAGGCGGUGGAACAAAGCCUGAGGAGACAAUUGGUCCAUCAUAAUCCACAUCCCGUCCAUUUUUGUGAGUAUCAACCCAAAAAAAUUUCCGCUGUAUCAAAAACUCAAUCAGAGUCCAACAACUUCAUGAGUUUUUCUUUGCCCUUGUAAAUAACAAUAAUAUAGAUGACUUAUUUUGAGCUAUAAAUUAAGUUAAUUAAAAUAUUAUGUUAUCGUUGUUGUCUUA
This is a messenger RNA of Gossypium arboreum, 4742 nucleotides long. Its product is annotated as putative disease resistance protein RGA1. Gene Ontology annotation, molecular function: ADP binding. Bases 286 to 2685 code for a protein of 799 amino acids. NCBI's taxonomy places the organism in Eukaryota, Viridiplantae, Streptophyta, Magnoliopsida, Malvales, Malvaceae. The transcript is spliced from 4 exons. The record is from RefSeq and is a predicted model, not a curated record. Gene Ontology annotation, biological process: defense response to other organism.